UUUCACAGCAUGAGCGUGCAUCGCAGCUUCAGAAGAUUGCGAAGCGGUUUGAGUUUCAUCCGUGAGCCUUAAACUUUGAUGGCAUUACUGGAUGCGCGUUUUGCAAGUUCAAUGCGUUAAAACAAAGAGUCUCCAGGAUUCUAACGCGGAUUAAACAUUUGUUUUGAACAGGAGAAGUUUGGACACGGAGUCGAUGUGGAGAUGCGUUGUAAAUCAAGUCUUAUUGGAUAACUCCGCAAAAGAGAAACGUCAGCAGACACUGAGGAGCCUUUACCAUGCAGGGAUACACAUGGAGCUCAAAUCAACGUCCUUCACAAAGGUACCAAGAUCGGCCUCCACCACAAUACCAAGAACGACUUCAACCCCAAAUCCAAGAUCGGCCUCCACCACAAUACCAAGAAUGCCUUCAACCUCAAUACCAAGAUCGGUCUCCACCUCAGUACCAUGAAAGGUCUCAACCUCAGUGCCAAGAACAAUUCCCACCUAAUUACCGUGCUGUCAGAAAGGAUCGAUCCAGUGCAUUUCAGGUACAUCUCAUCCCGCAACAUCAUAACACAUUAGAGACAAGAUAUUCCAAUGGACAACAAGAGGCUGCAAAUCAGUGGAAUGCUUGCUCAGGCAGUGCAAAUUCUUCUACAUUUCAACAAAACUCAAAUGGAUAUGAUUGGUUAAAACGGACAAACCAGAUCCAUUGCCAGCAACCAUUUGCAGCUGCCCACACAUGGCAGCAACACCCAUCUGACAACCCCAGUGCAUAUAGAUGUCAUGGCCAAAUGGUUCAAUGGCAUGAUUUCUCCCCACAGAACCACAGAAACACAGGCUGUAAAGCUCCAAUGUAUUGGUCUCCACAGUCAGACGAUGGCAGCUCUGUGGGUAACACCAGAGGUUGGAGUUCCCACAUUUCCAACAAAGGAAGCUCUUGUUCCAUGAACAAUCAGCAACAAUCUCAAGCUCCUAGAAAGGCUGCUCAUCAUCAUCAUCAACAACAACAACAAGAGUUCUCUAGACAAUAUUCAGGCAAAAAACGAAGAUGCAACCAACAAUACUCUUCUCAGACCUUCCAAAAAAAUCCUAACAAUCAAGCUCAGAGCAGAACUGAGACAUAUCGUACCUCAUGCAACUCUACAACACCACCUUCUGGAGCACAGAGCAAUGUUUCAUUGCCUUCCAAUAAUUUAAACCAAAGACCUGUUGAUCAGAACUGGCCAGAACUUAGGUCAAAUGCAGGUCCAGGUGUAUCAGCGACCCAGCCUCAGAAUAAUCAUAAUGCUGGACAUCAGUCUCAGGGCACAAACAAUGGGACAUGCAACACUUAUCAGACCUCUCAAAUGACACAGAGCAGAAAAGUCCAGCUUCAGCCCCACUCUGAAACUCAUUUUAACUUGUCAUCUUAUGCUGACUCUUGUUUGUAUAGAUUACUGUGUUCAGAUGAUAAUGAACUAACAGAUGAAAGAGCUGCACAUCAGAACACUCAUCCAGAAAAUUCAGAGGUUUGUGCAACCAAAAGAACUGACAAUCACUCAAAGGGACCAAGAGCACAGUGUACAGUUGAACCGCCCAGCAAAAGAAUGAAGUAUGCUAAGAUUCAGCGAGACUGUUGGAACAAAGAAACAACAGUGUCCAAAGACAAAAGUGAUUUUAGGGUGCAAUCUGCUCAAACUGGUACCCAUCUGACAAGUAGCGAUGAGAACAGAUGUAAAGGAACGAGGCUACACAACAUACAGUACAGUACGGACCCAGCAGACUGUCUUGAAGUGGUGUUUGCACUUCAGAAAGCUGCUCAGCAAACCCACAAGGCCAUAGCCAUUGUUUCACCCAUUUCCCAGCAGAUCCAAAACACUGAACCGACCGCUGAUACCAGCCCCCAAAAAGCUGAAAGUCCACAGUUAAAGAUUGAUUGCGUUUGGUCACUUUUUGAAGAGUCUAACGAACAAAAAACUGUAAAUGACAAGCUAUCGGAAUCCUCUUUACAAAUGGCUCAACAGGACAACAAAAACCUUGAAAAUACGGCUGAAAGCAACAUCGCAAACCCUGAUGCAUGCUCCGCUAACCCGGAUGAAUAUCAAAAUGAUUUGCAGCAAAGUGACUGUGAUUCAAGUGAUCCUUUAUAUGACUUGUCCAGUGUGCCAGUGAUUGACCACACACUGGAGAAACUAAUGGACUUAGCAAAGUCUUUUGAGACGACAGAGUUAUCGGCGGGAUAUCCUGAGUAUUCUGAGAGCGUUUUAGAAAGGGUCGUAAAACUCUACUGGAAUGGGAAAGCUUCCAAUAUUUUGGAGCCUUUAAAAUCAUUUGGCAAGGUACUGCACUUAUCCAUGAAAUAUGCAAAGGAUUACGGGUCUGUGGUAUUCAAAAGCAUUGAAACCGAAGACCUGAAGAAGCUAGCUCAUUGCGACAUUCUCAAAAAUGAGAUGCAUUCAUCGUCAGAGGAGUUCAGGUCUUCUUGGUUAAAUGUUGAUGGACAGCCAGCUGAUAUUGAAAAGGUGCUUUCAGAGCCACCGUUGGAUGAUGCAACUGUGUUCAAGGCAUCAUCACAGACUCUUUCAGAUACCACUGUUGUUGCUUCACUCAGUUUAGGUGUGAAUUCCCUCACAGACAUGCCUAAGGUUUCAUCCGAGGAGAAAAGUGUGAAUCCACACACGAGCAGUCCAACAGAUCUUUUCAUACAAAAGCCAGGAAAUGACAGUGAGGAAGUGACUGCGGAAAACAAUCGGCAUUCAUAUGUAAUGCUCAGAAAAGAAAGUGAGAAAGAGACAUCCAAGAAGCAAGAGGACAUCAAUCAAAACCACAAUUUUAAUACAGAACUCUCAGACUUUUCACCUUUAGUUGAAAGGUCUACAGAGAAACUUGCAGACCUCGGCAGUGCAAAAGAUUGUUUGCAAAUGCAAACACAUGAUAAUGUAUCAGAUUCACGGUCUCUGAGCCCUGGAGACCAUGUUUCAGAUGGUGUAAAAAUCUCUGAGGUGUCUUUCUAUACUGAGACUCUUUGUACCUCUAUAGAUACAUGGCAGGUGGAAGAUGUUUACAAUUAUGGAAAUCCAGGUAAACAAGAAGCUCUGAAUAACUCCUCUGAAUGUAUUUCCGAUGAAGAAAAUCCAGUCAGUAAAGAAGUUCUGAAUAACUCCUCAGAAGAUAUUUCUGAUUAUGAAAAUCCAGUCAAUAAAGAAACUCUGAAUAACUCCUCAGAAGAUAUUUCUGAUUAUGUAAAUCCAGUCAAUAAAGAAACUCUGAAUAACUCCUCAGAAGAUAUUUCUGAUUCUGAAAAUCCAGUCAGUAAAGAAGUUCUGAAUAACUCCUUGGAAGAUAUUUGUGGUGCUGAAAAUCCGGUCAGUAAAGAAGCUCUGAAUAACUCCUCAGAAGAUAUUUCUGAUGCUGAAAAUCCAGGCAAUAAGGAGGCUCUUAAUAACUCAUCAGAAACCUGGCAGGGAGAAGAUAUUUCCGAUGAGGACAAUUCUGGAAAUAAGUUGGUUUUAAUUAAUUCUUCAAACAUCUGGCAGGCGGGAGACAUCUCUGAUAAUGAGAAUCCAGGCAAUAUGGACAUUCCUAGCAACUCCUCAAACAUAUGUGCAGUGGAAGAUGUUUCUGCUGAUGAAAAUUCAAGUGAUGAUUCCUUGUUUAUGGGAAUCACAGUGCUAUCAUCAGAAGAUGCUAAAACAUUUUUCCAACAGAUCGAAAUGGAACCUGAAUGUAAGACCACACGCUGUGGUACAGAAAAUGCCAAAUCAAGUUCCACUAAUGUGACAAAGACAGACAGUGAUGCUGAUCUUUUUGGCCUAGAGUGUUGGGAACAGGCGCCACUGUUUCAGCUAGAAGAGGAGCUAUAUGAAGCCAAUCUUACAGGCUCUGCUGCUAAACCCCAAAAAUUGGGUCAAAAUUAUAGUCUGCCAUGUCUUAAAUUGGAAAUCAAUAUGCCAAAUUUGGCUUCAACAAAGGAAUGUAUUUUGUAUGAAGGACUGAAAGAACAAAAAAGCAAUUGUCUGGAAAAAUCAAAACUGGAAGAAAAUUGUAGUCCACCAUCUCUUAUAACAGAAGUCAAAGAGUCAACUGUUGCAUCAAAUGAUGAAUGCACUGCAUAUGAAGGACUGGCAGGACAAAAGACUGCCUUUUUGGGCCAAUUAGAACAGGGACACAAUUGUAGUCUGCCUUCUGUUGAACCUAAAGACCAGAAGCCAAAUGUUGCUCUUCCGGAGACAUGCAUUGCAGAAGAAGGACUAUCCGGACAAAAAAGCGACUUUAUUGUAAAUUCAGAACUGGUAGAAUGCCGUAGUCGACCAUCUCUUAAACUAGAAAUCAAGGAGCCAACUAUUGCUUCAGCGAAAGAAUGCAUUGCACAGCAAGGACAAAAAAGUGACAGUAUGAUGCAAUCAGAACAGAGACAAAAUUGUAAUCCACCAUCUAUUAAACUGCAAGUCAAUAAGUCAAAUUUUGUUUUACCACAGACAUGCAUUACAGAUGAAGAACAGAUCAUAAAAAGUGACUAUAUGGGAGAAUCAGAACUGGGACAAAAUGGUAAGCCACAAUGUCUUACAUUAGAAGUCAAGGAGCCAAGAGUUGCUGCAGUAGAAGACUGCAGUGCAGAUAAAGGACUGACAGGACCAAAAAGUGACUGUAUGGUAAAAUCAGUGACUAAGACAGUGUCUGAAAUUCAGGGCUCAGUUGAGAGUGAGCUAACAAAGAUUCAACCAAAUAAGCAGAAAAAUGAAAAAACAAAGAUAAACGGAGUACCCAAGCCCCAAUAUUCAAAGAAAACUGCAUUUUCCAAGCAUAGGCUAAAAUCUGGUAGCAUUAGUGCUGAUUCUGAAGAUUCUGUGCUUUUCACUCCAGAUAUUGUGGUUAAAAUGAACUGGCCACAAAAGAAAACACUCCCCGGUGUAUCUGCAAAAAAACGCUGUAGUGGUGAGAGUCAGAACUGCAGUGAAGUGAAAAAAUUCAAAGAACACGGACUAGAAAGCCAAGAUAAUCCUGACAGAACCUCAACGAACCACAGAGAUAACCUACAGAAAGUGACAGAGAAAGUGUCUAGCCAAUCAAAUGACGACCCAUCCCAGGAAUCAGAAACCCUCCCGGAGCUGCAUGGUAUUCUGUCAGUGAAUAAAAUAACAAUUACAGAGCCAAAGAAAGUGAGAUUUGACUUAUAUGGUUCCAAAACAGAAAAACAGUACUAUGCCCCAGAACGGCGUUUUUCAGCUCCUGCUACAUUAACGGUCACCUAUUGCAAAGAGUAUAAUGAUACGCUUUCUGCUAAACAAAAAGUUCUCAACCAGUGGAGUAGCACCUUUAUACCUAAAACAACAAAGACUUGUUGUCCCAGGUCACCGCAGAAGGGCUCCCCUCAGAAGAAAAAACCACAGAAACCUCAGGACCUGUUAAAGUCAAAUAUGAGUGCAUUAAAAAACCAUUUGACUCACAGAGCCAAACUAUCAUCUAGUAGUGACAGAGAGCAAGGUCACUUUAGAAAACAAACUUUUCAUCAAAAGAUUAGGAAAACACUAAGCAGCUAAGCUGUCGAAGUAUCUUAAUUACUGCUUUUCUUAUGUUUACUUAAAUAUGUUUACACAUAAUAGCUGUAAUUUACACACAAUAGGUAUAAUGUGUGAUUACAGAUUAUUAUUUUGUUUAUUUUUAUUGUUGAGAGCUAAAUAAUGUAAAUUUAUUUUUCUAGCAUUUUUUGUAAUAUGCUAUGUCUCUGACUGCAGUCAUUUUGCAAUGUUACUUUGUAUGUAUAGUUUUAAUUAUUGUUUUUUCUCCAUUUGAAGUACUUCUGAAUGUUGUUGCAUUAUUAAUAUUAUUUUUUUUAACUUUUUUUACAAUUUGAAGUACUUCUGAAUGUUAUUGCAUUAUUCUUUUUUACUUUUUACUAUUUGAAGUAUUUCUGAAUGUUGUCACAUAAUGUGAAACGUGUAUAAAUAUUGUAUUUAAAAAUACAUGACUGGAAGGUUUCCUGGAAAGGCCGUUGUGUCACUUCAUACUUUUUGUAAAAAAAAAAGUUUUUUUUUGUGUU
Molecule: messenger RNA, 6001 nt
Organism: Carassius gibelio (silver crucian carp)
Lineage: Eukaryota; Metazoa; Chordata; Actinopteri; Cypriniformes; Cyprinidae
Exons: 2
Coding region: 276-5501 (1741 amino acids)
Source: RefSeq, a predicted model, not a curated record